Messenger RNA from Morone saxatilis (striped sea-bass), 1275 nucleotides. Its product is annotated as gigaxonin-like. The record is from RefSeq and is a predicted model, not a curated record. The transcript has 2 exons. NCBI's taxonomy places the organism in Eukaryota, Metazoa, Chordata, Actinopteri, Moronidae. The coding region runs from base 665 to 943 and encodes 92 amino acids.
AAAUUCUGGCUAAUAACUAAAGGAAUAUAAACACUAACUCAUUGUCAAAUCUUAAUUAAAAGAAUAGGUUUUCUAAUUUCUGCCAACAAAAACUGCCGGCCACAUUACUGCUGUAAUCCCACAACCUCCACCACUGCAUAGGGCUGCACAUGAUGCCACAAUGGCAGCGGAUCCUCUGUAAACUGUUGGCUACUCUGUUAGUCUUUUUGCCAUUUCCAAAGCUGACUGACUGCACUCUACACUUCAUCCAUGCCAACCGAGAAGCUGCAAUGAGUUUAAAGUCUUUUGCACCCCAAUAACUUUAUUUGAACUUUUUUUUUCUGUGCAUGCUUGUUUGACCUCAUAGCCUAUUUCAAAUGAAUAAUUACAUAAAUUAAUAUAUACGUGUCCAACCUGUGACUAGCAAACCGAACAAUUCAGAUUUUUUUUACUUGAACUGUUCCAUCCCUAACUCUCCAUAAUCCAGCGCUUUUUUGUGUGAUUUAUUUUUUUUUAUGUCCAUUAUGGCUUUCAGUUGUUGGGGCCACCAGAACAUAAAUAAAGUACAAACUAAGACUGCACACUGUGCAAUGGAGGCAAAAUGUUCCUACCUUUUUUUUCAAUAAAAUUACAGACAAAUUAUUUUUGAUACACAUUUCUGUUGUGGUAUGAUGGGUGCAGGUGGAUGUUUUUGGACGACCAGAACCUGUGCAUCCAGACCAGCUCGUCCUUUGUUUACGGUGCUGUGCCCAUCGGAGCCAGCAUCUACGUAGUGGGAGACCUGGACACAGGAACAAGCUUCGACUACAUCCGGGAGUUUCGCCGCAGCACCGGGACGUGGCAUCGCACCAAGCCUAUGUUACCCACCGACCUCUCCAAAACCGCCUGCGCCGCUCUGCGCAUCGCCAACUGCCGACUGUUCCGCCUUCAGCUGAGCCAGGGCAUGUUCCGAAUCAGAAUCUGACUCCACAUUUGCACACCGGUACUUUCUACCUGCUGUAGUCUGGUUAGAUGUUGAGGAUUGUGAAUGUCUUUUCAGAGGGUUAGGGUUUUUUUACUCAAGAUUUUUUUCCUGUAUGACUUGAUGGGACAAAAGUUUGUCUAAACACGUUUUUAACAUCAUGGGUUUUGUGGAUUUUUUUUUAGAACUCUAAAUCUUUUUUUUUUUUUUAACAUGGAAUUUGAUUGUUUUUUGCGUUGUGUUUUAAUGGACAUUCCUCACUUGUAAUGUUUACUGGUAAUAACGUUGCUCUGUGUGGGAUUUAAACGUACAAUAUGUUAUUUCUGCUGCUAGGG